AUGACAGCUCUUAUUAAGCGUAACACCACUAUUCCAACCAAACAGACCCAGACUUUCACUACUUACUCUGAUAAUCAACCUGGUGUAUUGAUCCAAGUUUAUGAAGGAGAGCGUGCUAUGACAAAAGAUAAUAACUUGUUGGGAAAAUUCGAGCUCACCGCUAUUCCCCCGGCACCACGUGGAGUUCCUCAAAUCGAAGUCACUUUUGACAUUGAUGCCAAUGGUAUUUUAAAUGUCAGUGCCAUUGAAAAGUCAACCAAUAAAGAAAAUAAGAUCACCAUCACUAACGAUAAGGGACGUUUGAGCAAGGAGGAUAUUGAACGCAUGGUGAAUGAUGCUGAGAAAUACAAGGCAGAAGAUGAACAACAAAAGAAUGUGAUUUCUGCCAAGAAUGGUUUGGAGUCUUACUGCUUCACCAUGAAGAGCACAAUGGAAGAUGAGAAACUUAAGGACAAGAUCCCAGAAUCUGACAAGAACACAAUUAUGGAAAAAGUCAAUGAUACUAUCAAAUGGUUGGAUGCUAACCAACUGGCUGACAAGGAAGAAUAUGAACAUAAACAAAAGGAAUUGGAAGGAAUUUGCAACCCAAUUAUCACUAAAUUAUAUGCUGGCGCCCAAGGUGGUAUGCCUGGAGGCAUGCCAGGUGGUUUCCCCGGAGCUGGUGGUGCUGGUCCUGGAGCUGGAUCUGGAGCCGGAGCUGGUCCAACCAUUGAAGAAGUUGAUUAA
Messenger RNA from Cinara cedri, 726 nucleotides. NCBI's taxonomy places the organism in Eukaryota, Metazoa, Arthropoda, Insecta, Hemiptera, Aphididae. The record is from the annotation of a GenBank genome assembly.